Molecule: messenger RNA, 402 nt
Organism: Trichoplax adhaerens
Lineage: Eukaryota; Metazoa; Placozoa; Uniplacotomia; Trichoplacea; Trichoplacidae
Exons: 6
Coding region: 1-402 (133 amino acids)
Source: RefSeq, a predicted model, not a curated record
AUGUGUAUCUAUUCUACAAGAAUGAAAGAUAUACGUAUAGAUAUUUGUAAGCUCGGCGUUUUUCCACAUUCCUGCAUACUAGGAUAUAUGGUAAGACGAUCUGAUUUAGCUACCGCAUAUAACAACAUUAAAAUGAAAAGUUCAAAUUCAAACAUACGUGUAUUGACAGCUGGAAUCACUAUCGUGAUAAUAAGGCUAUUAAAGCGAAUCGUACCUAUUUAUAGGCUUACUUAUAAAGCUCACGUACCGGACAAUUAUGUUUUGAGAAAACUACACCAGUUACCACCCAAAAGAUCAUGCCCCAAUAUUUACGCCAAAAACAUCAGGGGUCGUGGGUGCAUUGCAUGCACAAAUAAUGGCAAACCCAAGUUAUUACGUGUUGUUACCAAAUUAUACGAGUAA